Messenger RNA from Pseudomassariella vexata, 1506 nucleotides. RefSeq names its product DHS-like NAD/FAD-binding domain-containing protein. The transcript has 2 exons. The record is from RefSeq and is a predicted model, not a curated record. Lineage: Eukaryota; Fungi; Ascomycota; Sordariomycetes; Amphisphaeriales; Pseudomassariaceae. The annotation marks the transcript as partial. Gene Ontology annotation, cellular component: mating-type region heterochromatin. Gene Ontology annotation, biological process: negative regulation of transcription by RNA polymerase II; replication-born double-strand break repair via sister chromatid exchange; pericentric heterochromatin formation. Gene Ontology annotation, molecular function: histone deacetylase activity, NAD-dependent; NAD+ binding.
UCUUCUCCUCUCUCAGAAUUAUCCAAAUCGCCGUCCCUCUCUCCGCGCAACUCCCCGCGGGACUCCAUGUCUCGAUAUCUCUCACCCCCCUCGACCGCCCCGUCUGGGAGCUCCUCGCCUAUGAAGUCGGCCGAUGCGGCGGAUUCGAUUUGUGUCAAUCCAGACGGCACACCCCCGGCCAAGCGCCGCAGAGUCGAGCGGAAACCCCGAACAACAGAACAUUUGAGCCUGCGCGCCGCGUCGGAACAGAGCGAGAAAGACGAGAAGCUCCUGGAUCGACUCACUUCCACGUUGCGGAAAAAGAAGAAGAUCGUUAUCGUCGCCGGUGCCGGCAUCUCAGUGUCCGCUGGAAUUCCCGACUUCCGAUCUGAGGACGGUCUCUUCAAGACAUUACGAACCGGCCACAAGCUGAAGGCUUCCGGCAAGCAGCUCUUCGAUGCAUCUGUUUACAAGCAUGACGCGUCGACCGAAUCCUUCCAUAACAUGGUCCGUGAACUGUCCCACCAGACCAAGAAUGCGAAGCCUACGCCAUUUCACCACAUGAUCGCGUCGAUCGCUGAAGAGGGCCGUCUGAUGCGACUCUAUUCUCAAAACGUGGACGGCAUCGACUCGUCUAUGGCGCCUCUGUCUACAAAAAUUCCCCUUAACAAGAAGGGACCCUGGCCCAAGACUAUUCAGCUGCAUGGUAGCUUGGAGAAGAUGGUAUGCUCGAAAUGCGGCGACAUCAGUAAUUUCGACGCAUCCCUUUUCGACGGUCCGGAAGCGCCUUUGUGUAAAGGGUGCGAAGAGACGGAACAUGUGCGCAUAUCCCAUGCAGGCAAGCGCAGUCAUGGCAUUGGCAGGUUACGACCGCGAAUGGUACUCUACAAUGAAUACAACCCGGAUGAGGAUGCCAUAGUGAACGUUGUCAAAGCCGAUAUGCGUUCCCGACCAGACGCUCUCAUUGUCGUCGGUACCAGUAUGAAGAUCCCUGGUGUGCGCCAGAUUGUCAAGGAUAUGAGCAAAAUUGUCCGAGCGAGACGAGACGGAAUCGUUGCCUGGAUCAAUCUGGACGGCGAACCCAAUGGUGUGGAUUUGAAGGAUUGCUGGGAUUUGGUCGUGCGAGGCAAGUGUGACGAUAUUGCUACACUAGUCGGUCUUCCACAUUUCGACGAGAGCCCCGCACUCGAUGACGACAUCAAGGUGGAUGACUUGAAGUUCAAGGAACUGAAGGAGAACAUGCGCAGUACGGAACUAGAGGUUAGAAUCCCAAGCUCCCCAGGAUUGCCCGUGGUAUCGCCCGCCAGAGGAUCGCGUGAUUCGACGCCCACCGAGGCGAAGUCCAAGUCCAUCGAGAAGGUGCAGGGAAUUCCUACGCCGACUACCAGUCCCAAGAUGCGCACUGCUCUGCCGACCAAACCUCAGCAAAAGACGAAACAAAGCCAAUUGGUCUUUCCGGGCAAGUCUACCAAGGCUGCUGAAAAAGCUGUCAAGAAACGGGCUCCGCGAAAACCGCGCCAGUCUAAA